Messenger RNA from Ailuropoda melanoleuca (giant panda), 4348 nucleotides. RefSeq names its product tetratricopeptide repeat domain 33 (gene TTC33). NCBI's taxonomy places the organism in Eukaryota, Metazoa, Chordata, Mammalia, Carnivora, Ursidae. The transcript has 6 exons. The record is from RefSeq and is a predicted model, not a curated record. Gene Ontology annotation, molecular function: protein binding. Bases 239 to 1027 code for a protein of 262 amino acids.
CGGGCUGGUAGGAGGUCGGGCAUGUUAGUUUCCGUUUCCGGUGGGUAAAGGGCAAGCGCAAUGUAAACACGGGACCGGGGGAGUGGUGAUCAGGUAACUGGGGUUUACGCUGACCGUGGAGGAAGCCGGAGGAAGAGGAGGAAAACGAGGCUGGUGGAUCUUGUGGUUAGGGGAGGAAGGGCCUUCAGACGUCGGAGUUGACACCCGAGAGGGGUGUGGCAGAGCCGGGACACUAAGAAUGGCUUCCUUUGGAUGGAAGAGGAAAAUUGGCGAGAAGGUCUCAAAGGUCACUUCCCAGCAGUUUGAAGCUGAAGCUGCCGAUGAGAAGGAUGUAGUUGAGAAUGAAGACGGGAACUGGCUUCAUGCCAUUAAACGAAGGAAGGAAAUUCUCUUUGAGGGCUGUGCUGAGAAAAGUAAGCAGCUGAAGGAUGAAGGAGCCAGUUUGGCUGAAAAUAAAAGAUACCGAGAGGCAAUUCAGAAAUGGGAUGAAGCACUGCUGUUAACCCCAGAUGACGCCACCCUGUACGAGAUGAAAUCGCAGGUCCUAAUGUCUCUGCAUGAAAUGUUCCCGGCCGUACACGCAGCUGAAAUGGCUGUCCAGAGAAACCCACAUUCAUGGGAGUCUUGGCAAACUUUGGGACGUGCUCAGCUUGGAUUAGGAGAGAUAGUCCUGGCAAUUCGAAGUUUUCAGGUCGCCCUUCAUAUCUAUCCAAUGAACCCUGAAAUAUGGAAAGAAGACCUUUCUUGGGCAAGAACACUCCAGGAGCAGCAGAAGGUAGCACAGAAGAUUAGACAGUGUGAAGCGUCAGCGGAAGUAACACAUUUCUCACCAAAGUCAAUUCCUGACUAUGACUUUGAAAGUGAUGAGAUUGUUGCUGUUUGUGCAGCGAUUGCUGAGAAACAGAAGACGGUUCCAGCAAAUAAAACGAUGGUUAUUGUGUCGGCUUCUGGGACUGUAGAGACAGUCACUGAGAAGGAAGACGGUGCUACACCGCCGGAUGGCUCUGUUUUUAUCAAAGCCCGAUGAAGUAGCGGCAACCCUUUGAAUCUUUUUGAUCGCCGCUUAAAAUUUUUAGGUGUAGGGACGUUUGCUGUGGAGAAACAGAGCAAAACUCUUGUUUAUAAAUGAGUUUUGCAGAUGAGGCAUAUAAAAACUAAAUGGUAGAAUUACUGUAUAGUGUUUGGACAAUGUUUUGAUAAGUUAUGAUUUAAACUUCCUAAGAUUAGAAUUCUGAGUACAGUGGCUUUUGGUUAAUAAACUUAAUUUAAUUCAAAAAUAUAAGCGAGUGCAUUUUAAAGACACAACUUGAAAAGUGAAUUCUCUAAUAGUGAAUCACUUGACGGCCAGUGUUAUUAAAACGCUGACUUGUUGACUUUUGUUUCAUGAUAAAGGAAGCCAGUGAUUUCUUUCCCUCCUUAGAAAUAUACUGCUCUUGCUAUUCACUCUUCUGUUUUUCCGGGUGCAUUAGAGUAAGUCUGUCACAAAGCUUAAAUGUUUUUGACAUUCAUUUUGAUUCAAAGUUGUCAUUUGGAUAUAUGUGGAAUCUUUGAAAGUUUGGCUGAAAAUGCAUGCAAAUGUGGACAUUCUAAACAUUUUCUGAAGUUUCUCUUAAUUCUGAUUUGUGCCUACAUUUUGACUUUAAGAUUAUUAUGACAAUAGUAGUUGCCUCCUUCAGUAUUAGAUAUGUAAAAUACUGAUAAAUGUCAGAAUGACUGUUUCAUUUUUCUAGUUGUUAAAGUGGAUAGUGUUCCUUUCCACAGGUGGGUCAUGUUUCACAUCUGGAUUUUAUUUUAUUUUUUAUUUUUUUUUAAAGAUUCAAUUUAUUUAUUUGACAGAGAUAGAGACAGCCAGCGAGAGAGGGAACACAAACAGGGGGAGUGGGAGAGGAAGAAGCAGGCUCAUAGCGGAGGAGCCUGAUGUGGGGCUCGAUCCCAGAAUGCUGGGAUCACGUCCUGAGCCGAAGGCAGACGCUUAGCCGCUGUGCCACCCAGGCGCCCCCGCAUCUGCAUUUUAAAAAAACGAAUGGCUUUCAUAGAUGUGUCAUAACAGAUUGUACUACUGCAUUGUCCCAGUCAAAAGCAAUAUUUUCUUCUCCUUAUUUUUAAAAGCUUAAAAACUCUGAAAAUAACUUAUCUUUUGCUAUAACUUUCCAGCUGAUGGUUCGGAGGUCCUGUUCUAGAUAACUUUUUGGAACUACUCAAUUAAAUUACAAUUAUAUUUUAAGUAGCUAGAUUAUAUCUUUCUAAAAAUAAAAAAGUAAGGAUGUUAAUGAGUGCCAGUGAAUGAAUAAUUUAGGCACAACAUAUAUAGAAACUGAAACAUGAGUAUGGUACAAUACAUGAGUAGAGAAGGAUGUAUUUAAAGAAAUAUUUCAUUGACAGGUUGUGGUUGUAUUCAGAAAUCAAAACUGCCAUUGCUAAUGUGAAUUAUUUUUAUACUACAUAUAUUGUAGUACAGUUAUGUAGACUACUGGGUACUGUUACUUCUGACACUCAGGAAGCUACUAUUGUUGUAAAAUUAAUUUUAUCCUUGUUAGAAAUGAAAGUAAGCUAUUUUAUUUUAAGGAAUUUUACCUUAACCCGUUGGAGCACGUGAGUAAUGGUUGACAUUUUUCUGAGAUGAUUUUUUUUUCCUUUUAAAAUUUUUAUUUAAUUUCUAGAUAGUUGACAUACAGUGUAGUACUGGUUUCAGGAGUAGAAUUCAGUGAUUCAUCACUUACGUACAACACCCAGUGCUCACAAUAACAAGUGCCCUCCUUAAUGCCCAUCACCCAUCUAGCCCAUCCCCCACCCUCUGAGAUGAUUUAAAAUUUUUUUCCUUUAGUGGAAUGCUUACCUCUUUUUUUUCAGAGUAUAGUAUUUUUCCCUGAAGUUACAUCAGAAAGUUAGCUCUGGUUAGAGAGGCUAGCUUUAGAGUAAUCCAAAAAACAAAUACUAAUUACAUUUUAUUUCAUUUAAUAAAGGAUAUUUUCCCAGGGUAGAUACUUGGGCAUCUACGGAAGUGAGCGUUCACCCUUUGGUAUGUUGUUUUGAAUAUUGGGUUUUUGUUUAUCAUGUAAUUUGUGAAUAAAUAGUUUUUUUCCUGCAUUUUAAAGAUUUGCCUCUUUGUGUUGUUAGCUUUUGAAAAAUUAGAUUUAUUUAAUUUCUUUGUUAUGUGAGAAUAAAAUAUGUAAAGCACCUUGGACAGUGUCUUGCAGAGGAUGCACUCAGGAAAUGUUAGCUGUUUCUAUGAAGAACUUGAAUUAGUUUGGAGAUAUUUAACCUCCAUUUCUUCUGAUUUUAAGAAGACUUUGUGAGUCAGUAGCCUUUCUAAAUUGACUCUGGACCAGCCAUUCUGGAGCUUUGAUUUCAUGACAUACAUGUAUCUACAUGAGUUGUAAGUUGACACAGGAAUCAUAGUUCCAUGAUUAUCUUUAAAUCAACUGGUAUAUUAAAUGUGUUUUUUUUCUGAGAGAUUUUUAUUAAGCCAUUGGUGUGUACUUUGUAAUUGAUGACAUUUUAGGAUUGAGAAAGUAAGGGUUUGGUUUUUUUUUUUUUAAUCAAUAAGUGAAUGACUCAUUACCAAAGUAAAUUAAAAUGAAAUAUGUCACUUGAGUCCCUUGCAAUUGAAUAUGCUCUCUUCAGUGGAAGGGAAGGGAUAGCCCUGUGGCUGAUGUAUCAUGAAUUGUGCCUUAAUGUGUGUCAUAUUUGAACUUGCUGUGUGUGCCACGGUGGGAGACAGGUUGAGAAAUGUUGAUCUGCAUUUUGUUGGGAAGGCGGAGGGUAGAGAUAGCUUCCUUUCUAGGUGCUUCUUUACACAUCCAUUAAGCAAGGAAUCUUGAUUGCUCCCUUCUUGAAUCACCCCCAACUCCCUGUGAAAGGGAGUUCAGGAUAAAGAACUGGACAUGCAAACCUUUCUCCCCUUUCUGGGGAUUUGUAAUGCUUGCAGAGAGCCUAUGUUGUAUUCUCUUGCCAGACACGGCACAAGCUUUGCAGUGAAAGGCUCUUUGCCUCUGCAAAGGGAGCCCUGUAGUUGUAUAGGACUGCCCAUUCCUCGGUGAGCAGGUCUGUUUAUUUCUGGGUUAGAUAUUAGGUGGCCGUUGUUGAUACUAACCUAAAUUACAUCCUUUAGCCUAGACCCUUCAGCAAUAAAUCUGAUAUACUGAAUCUCCAUUUGCCUGGCUUGGUCUCUCAAGUGGCUCAGAGGUCAGGAGGGGACAUGAUUCCCUCAAACUCCCAACAAAAAUUAGUGAAAAUUGUAUUUCAAAAUAAGCAUGAGAUAAAUUAAAUAUCAAAUUGGGAGGUUUUUUUUUCUAAUUUUAUGUAUUUAAGUCAUGGAAAUUCUAUUGGAAAUGGAUAAUGUCAAUUA